This is a messenger RNA of Ornithorhynchus anatinus (platypus), 2310 nucleotides long. RefSeq lists its product as uncharacterized. The coding region runs from base 1 to 2310 and encodes 769 amino acids. The transcript is spliced from 9 exons. The record is from RefSeq and is a predicted model, not a curated record. NCBI's taxonomy places the organism in Eukaryota, Metazoa, Chordata, Mammalia, Monotremata, Ornithorhynchidae.
AUGAGCAGUGUGCUAAUCAGCGUGCUGACCAGUGAGACGACGAGUGAGAUGAGCAGUGUGACAAGCAGUGUGCUGACCAGUGAGACGACGAGUGAGAUGAGCAGUGUGACAAGCAGUGUGCUGACCAGUGAGCCGACGAGUGAGAUGAGCAGUGUGCUAAUCAGUGUGCUGACCAGUGAGACGACGAGUGAGAUGAGCAGUGUGACAAGCAGUGUGCUGACCAGUGAGACGACGAGUGAGAUGAGCAGUGUGACAAGCAGUGUGCUGACCAGUGAGACGACGAGUGAGAUGAGCAGUGUGACAAGCAGUGUGGAAACCAGUGAGACGACGAGGGAGAUGAGCAGUGUGACAAGCAGUGUGCUGACCAGUGAGACGACUAGUGAGAUGAGCAGUGUGACAAGCAGUGUGGAAACCAGUGAGCCGACGAGUGAGAUGAGCAGUGUGCUAAUCAGCGUGCUGACCAGUGAGCCGACGAGCGAGAUGAGCAGUGGGACAAGCAGUGUGGAGACCAGUGUGCUGACCAGUGAGACGACUAGUGAGAUAACCGGUGUGACAAGCAGCGCGCCGAUCACCGUGCUCACUCGUGAGACCGCCAGUGUGACAAGCAGCGUGCUGAUCAGUGUGCUGACCAGUGAGACGGCUAGUGAGAUGACCGGCGUGACAAGCAGUGUGCUCAUCAGCGAGACGACUAGUGAGAGGACCGAUGUGACAAGCGGUGGGUUAACCAGUGAGACGACUAGUGAGAUGAACGGUGUGGCGAGCAGUGUGAAGACCAGCCUGCUGACCGGUGAGACGACGAGUGAGACAAGCAGGGUGCUGACCAGUGGGCUGACCGGUGAGACCAGUGAGCUGACCGGUGUGACCGACAGUGUGCUAACCAGUGUGCUAAUCGAGGCGGAGUGCGAGGAGCAGCUGGUGUCCGGCCUCCCCCCGGCCUCCUUCCGCAGCUCGUCCCAGCUGUCCGCCAGCCACGGCCCCGCCUUCGCCAAGCUCAACCGCAGAGAAGGGGCCGGUGGCUGGACGCCCCUGGUCUCGGACCGGGGCCAGUGGCUGCAGGUGGACCUGGGCCGGAGGACGGAGAUCCGGCGGGUGGCCACCCAGGGCUCGUACGGGAGCCCGCACUGGGUCACCGAGUUCUCCCUGCUGUCCAGCGACGGAGGGACCAACUGGAAGGAGCACCGGAGGCAGGAGGGCGGCCCGGGCUUCCCGGGAAACAGCAACGCGGACAGCGUGUCGCAGCAGGUGCUGAGCCCCCCGCUGCGGGCCCGCCUGGUCCGCCUGGUCCCCCUGGCCUGGCACCGCCAGAUCGGCCUCCGCCUCGGCCUCUUCGGCUGCGCCUUCCGAUCGGACGUGGCCACGGUGGACGGGACCGGUCGUCUAGUCUACUCCCCCGCCGGGGUCCGGCCCGGCCCCUGCCCGCCCACCGUCUCCCUCCACUUCAAGACCCUGCAGGCCCACGGCGUCCUGCUGUCCUGGACCGGCCCUCACGGGACUCCCCUCACCCUGGGCCUCGUCCGCGGCCACCUGCUCCUCCUCCUCCUCCUCCGAGCAGGCGAGGCGUCCAGGACGGUGCGGCUGGGCAGCUUGCUGGACGACGGGCACUGGCACCGGGUGGUCCUGGAGCACUGCCAGGGAGGGGGCAACCUGACGGUCGAUGGGCACAGCCAGGCCUUCGCCCUGCCCCGGGCCGGGCCGCCCGACGGCCGGGGAGACCAGGUGGGAAUUCCCUGGGCCUGGGCUCACCCUGGGGGGUCCGGCGGGGUCCAGCCCGCCCCCCCCGGCGCCCCCCGGGAACUUCCGCGGCUGCCUGGAGAACGUCUAUCACAACGGCGUCAGCGUCCUCGAUCUGGCCAGGAGAGGAGACCCUCAGGUCCGCGUCACGGGCAACGUGUCGUUCUCCUGCCCCGGGCCGGGCCCCUGGGCCGCCCCGGUGACCCUGGCCAGCCCGGAGGCCUCCCUGGUGGUGGCGGCGGCCCCCGGCCCCCCCGGCCCCCUGGCCGUCCGCUUCCGCUUCCGCACGUGGGAGCGUACUGGCCGCCUGCUGACCACCAGCCUCGGAGGGGGCGCCGCCCUCCUGGCCCUCGGCCUGACCGCCGGGGGGAAACUGAGGCUCAGCCUGGUCCCGGCCCGAGGACCCCCCACCUUCCUCACCACAGGCGGCGCGUGGGCGGACGGGCAGUGGCACGCGGUGGCCCUGCGGGCCCGCGGCCGGACCCUCGGCCUGCACGUGGACCAGGAGGCCCUCGGCGCCCAGCACCGCGCCCCGCCGGAGCAGCUACGCGCCGGACGCCUCUACCGCUUCGGGGGUGA